GGGUGCGGGAUGGCCGCGGAGCCGGGCGGAGCUGGCCUCUGGCUCCCGGAGCCGGUUCUUCCGCCCGAGACAUGGCCCGGGGUCCCGGCCCUCUAGGCCGGCCUCGCCCAGACACAGUCGCCAUGCCCAAGAGAGGAAAGCGACUCAAGUUCCGGGCCCACGACGCCUGUUCGGGGCGAGUGACCGUGGCGGAUUAUGCCAACUCGGAUCCGGCAGUCGUGAGGUCUGGACGGGUCAAGAAAGCCGUCGCCAACGCUGUUCAGCAGGAAGUAAAAUCUCUUUGUGGCUUGGAAGCCUCCCAGGUUCCUGCAGAGGAAGCUCUUUCUGUGGUUGGUGAGCCUUGUGACAUUGACAGUAGUGAUGAGAUGGGCCAGGAGGAAAGCAUCCACAAGAGAACCAUCUCCAGAAAAAAGAAAAGCAAGAGGCACAAAGAAGACCUGGACGGGGCUGGAGAAGAAUAUCCCAUGGAUAUUUGGCUAUUGCUGGCCUCCUACAUCCGUCCUGAGGACAUUGUGAAUUUUUCCCUGAUUUGUAAGAAUGCCUGGACUGUCACUUGUACUGCUGCCUUUUGGACCAGGUUGUACCGAAGGCACUACACAAUAGAUGCUUCUCUGCCUUUGCGUCUGCGACCAGAGUCAAUGGAGAAACUACGCUGUCUCCGGGCAUGUGUGAUCCGAUCUCUGUAUCAUAUGUAUGAACCAUUUGCUGCUCGAAUCUCCAAGAAUCCAGCCAUUCCAGAAAGCACUCCCAGCACACUAAAGAAUUCCAAAUGCUUACUUUUCUGGUGCAGAAAGAUUGUUGGGAAUAGACAGGAGCCAAUGUGGGAGUUCAACUUUAAGUUUAAGAAACAGCCUCCUAGAUUAAAGAGCAAGUGUGUGGAACGAUUGCAGCCUCCUAUUCAGUAUGAAGAUGUUCAUACCAACCCAGACCAGGACUGCUGCCUACUGCAGGUUACCACCCUCAAUUUCAUCUUCAUUCCAAUUGUCAUGGGAAUGAUAUUUACCUUGUUUACUGUUAAUGUGAGCACGGAUAUGAGGCACCAUCGGGUGAGACUGGUGUUCCAAGAUUCUCCUGUCCGUGGAGGUUUGAAGCUGCGCAGUGAACAGGGCGUGCAAGUCAUCCUGGAUCCAGUGCACAGCGUUCGACUCUUUGACUGGUGGCAUCCGCAGUAUCCGUUCUCCCUGAGAGCAUAGUUACUGCUUCCUUUCCCUUGGGGCAGCUCUGAGUCUAGUCCAUUAGUAAUCAGAUUCCAGUUUGGAAGGGGCAGCUGGAUUGUAUAUCUGAUUAGUAAUGCAUAUGUUCUUUGGGUUCCUAGGGUUUCUAUUACAGGAGGGAGGAGGGUUGAAUCAAGAAGAAAAACAACUAUGAUUUAUAAACAUUUUAAUGUAAAAAUUUGCAUUUGAAAGGACAGACCUGGCCCUGUUUUCUGUGUUAAAACCCCACUUGGUGCUAUUGAGUUUGUUCUUUAUUCUUUUAUUCCAGUGAAAAUAGAUGAUCUUGCUCUAGGGAAAAAUUAAACUCUUAAAUCUUUAAGCAAGGAAGAUUUCCCUUAUGGAUCAAAGUAACCCAGAGGCCUAAAAGUGUUGUUACUAUUGCUUUCAAUGAGGCUGCCCCUCAGAUUUGAGUGAAAAUUUUCUCUUUUCCCUUUACCCUUCUCCAAUUUAAAUAAAGUAGGUAACAGGGUUUUCAGAAUCUUAUCUAAG
Messenger RNA from Castor canadensis (American beaver), 1703 nucleotides. RefSeq names its product transmembrane protein 183A (gene Tmem183a). Lineage: Eukaryota; Metazoa; Chordata; Mammalia; Rodentia; Castoridae. Gene Ontology annotation, molecular function: protein binding. Gene Ontology annotation, biological process: regulation of protein stability. The record is from RefSeq and is a predicted model, not a curated record. Gene Ontology annotation, cellular component: SCF ubiquitin ligase complex.